AUGAAAAAAAAGGUACUCAAAAAUAGAGAGUCAAAAUCAGCUACUCCUCAAGAACCAUCGACAUUCAGUGACUUCUUGGAAGAAGGGUCUAUAGCCGAGGAAAGUGGAGACAGAUGGCUUGGCUCGGAUAUUGCAAAAGCAUUGAGAUUCUACCAAAAAGCAUAUGAUGCUUAUACAAAGUCGAUCGAAUUGAAUUGGAGUGCCGAGAAUGCGGAUGCAUAUUACAAUGCUUCACGAAUGCUUUUACAAGUUUACCUUUUGCACAAAUCUUCAGACGGAUUGGCAUUGGAGGAUUUGACCAACAUUGAUGAGAUCUAUGGCCCCAAUUCAAUUUUACAGACCUUGAAUCAGAUUUUGGACAAGCACUUGAAGGCAUUGGAAAUUUGUGGCAGACAUCUAGAUUUGCUUUACAACACAGCUACUGUUUAUGUUGAGAUUUUGGAAUCCGAUGUCACUAAAGAAGAUAAUGUGCCUAUCGAUCAAUUGAUGUUGAUUUAUAAGUCAGGAGAGCAAAUAUUGUCCGAACUAUUACCACAACAGGUCAAUGCUUUAGAAACGUUUGUGCGUGAUUUAGCCAAUUCGACCACUGAGACAAAUGCAGUAUCAUCAAGUGCAAGAUCACCCAACAUGGAACAUCAGCAUGAGUCUGAGCACGAGCACGAGCAAGAAGAAUUUGAAUCUGAUGAAGUCACCCAACCAGUUGACGUUUUUGAAACUGUAUUAUUAUCAUACAGAUUGAUACAAGCAACAUACGAAAACCUUUCUGAAAGUGGCAGGGAAGUAGCCAUUACUAAUACGACUGUUGAACCCUUUGUUGUUUCAUUGGAUAAGAUUGUUAAUGAAUUGCUUUUAAAGUAUUCUGAGAACUCUAUAUCCAAGAAUGAAAUGUUGCAAAAUAUUACCCCUGCACAAGUCAAUGAACUAAAGAUUGCCAAAAAUAGUAUCAUCAGCUUGCAAAUUUCUGACGCCUUUGAGGUAAUCAACAUAUGGGAAAAAUUUUUCAACAACGAAGUGCUAGACGAAAUCCCUGAAAAGUAUUUAAGCUGUGUUGAUACUGUUCAAACAGUAUUAGAAAGAAAUGAUAUAACUCUAAACACAGUUAAUAGCUCCACAUCCGAUUGGGAUAAAGAAGGAUUUUGGAAAUUAAUAUCGCAACAGAAUAGUUUAUUAAAGAAGGCACAAGGACUAACACAAGAUGACUUGAAUGCAAAGAAAAAAUUACCCCUGGGGGUUGAACAAGGCAUAGGCUCAACCAUCAUCCAACUAUGUGAUAUAAUGAUUGCACGAGCAGACUUAAACUUACAAAUGUCGAUGAUGAAAGACUACGAACUUAGCAUGAAGAAUCAAGCUGCUUUACUUCAGAACAGUCGAAUUCUACUUAAAUCAAGUAUGAAUAUUGCCAAUACUUCAGGAGGAUUACGGGAACGUGCAAUUGAAAAACUAGAUCGAGAAAAGAAAUUGAGUGAAGCUGUUUUCCGUUUGUGUUUGCUAGAGGGAAAGACUUCGUUAGAGGAGCUUGAUCAAAUCAUGACUCGUCCUAGAUGGUUGCGAGAGUAUAAAGAGACCAAGAGGAUAGAUAUAUACAAUGAGUAUUUGAAGCGAAUUCCCAUUUGA
This is a messenger RNA of Lodderomyces orthopsilosis Co 90-125, 1614 nucleotides long. RefSeq lists its product as uncharacterized. NCBI's taxonomy places the organism in Eukaryota, Fungi, Ascomycota, Pichiomycetes, Serinales, Debaryomycetaceae. The transcript has 2 exons. Bases 1 to 1614 code for a protein of 537 amino acids. The record is from RefSeq and is a predicted model, not a curated record.